This is a messenger RNA of Haemonchus placei, 876 nucleotides long. The record is from the annotation of a GenBank genome assembly. Lineage: Eukaryota; Metazoa; Nematoda; Chromadorea; Rhabditida; Trichostrongylidae.
AUGCCUCCCAAGCAUGCGAUCACUUAUGAGCUUCACGACAAAGUUUUAUGUAAGUAUAAGGACUACUAUUACGCUGGAAAGAUAGUCAAUGUGUCGACAAAAGACAAUGAGCGCAUGUUCACUGUCCAUUAUCAGGGCUGGCAUAAAAGGCAUGAUGCAGUUGUACCGGAAAGCAAGGUCAAGCAGCUGUUUCUUCCUUAUACAGACGAGAAUGUUGCGAGAACAACGUUUCUCUUGUAUAUACUACCAUUCUCACCUGAAAGUAUUCAGUACUAUGGUUGUCUGCCAAAAUCACUGAAUGAGAUUCUCGAAAAAGAUCACGAUGCAGUCAUUCAUCGGCGUCUGUUGACAAAGUUGCCUGCCGCUUAUCCUGUUGACUUGCUACUUGUUGAGUUCCUGAACACCUAUGACAUCGAAAUCGCGUGGGGAGUAAACAUGGUGACCGUUUCUUACGGCGACGAAAUUAGCUGCUCCCAUUUGAAUUGCCUUCUCCAAUCAUGCCAAAUGAUAACCGAUUAUUUCAACAUGAUGCUCGGAAAGCUGCUACUAUACCCGCCCGAACGUGAUCAGUAUCAGUCAGAAUUGCUACGGCAACGUCUUUUAAAUUUGAACGACGCCAAUGGAAGCAAUGGGCAACCACAUUUAGGUUCGGCCAUAUUGCCAGACAACACUGUCCCAGUGCGACACUCCUCAGUUUUUGGCCUUCCGCACCUGCUAAGGCUAUUCAAAUGUUUGGCUGAGAAAUUCAGCAAUCUGCCUCAAGAUUCAGAACCUUUGGUGACCCUGAAAGUCAUGACUGCUGAAUUUGUUAUGUUUUUGGAAGAAAAUCGUGAUAAGUACUUCAGUGUCAGAAGGGAUUAUGAGCCUCAAGAAUGA